AUGAUCCCACAAGAAGGCUCCGACCCCCCCAUUCUUAUUGCUAAUCCAACAUAUGAUCAUUGGAUACGACAAGAUCAACUACUGCUUCAUGGUAUUAUUUUUUCAGCUACUGAAAAUGUUGUACCUUUCUUUGCUUUUGCUGAAUCUUCCUUUGAUGCUUGGACCAAAAUCAAUAAGUUGUAUGCUAACAAGUCUCGAUCUCGUAUGAUGACAUUACGAGAAAAACUUACCAAACCCAAAGGUAGCAAGAAAGUCUCUGAAUAUUUUCAAAAUCUCAGAAGUGUUGCUGAUGAACUUGAGCUGGUGAAUUCACCUGUAAGUGAAGAUGACCUUGUUAUCCAUGUUCUUAAUGGAAUUGGAUCUGACUUCAAAGAAAUUGCUGUCGGUGUAAGAGCUCAGGACUCCUCCAUUACCUUUGAAGAACUAUUAGAUAAGUUCACUGAUUAUGAAGAGGUUAUCAAGAAACAAGAGUCCUCAACUGAUAUUAUCAUCCCUUUUGCAAAUCUUGCUACUAAAGCUAUUUCUUCUCAUUCUGAUUUACUAAAGCAUUCUAGGCCUUCUCACAAUACCAAAUUUACGUCACCAUCUACUUCUUCUAAACAUUCAUCAUCCACAAACUUCAAGGUUGUUUGUCAGUUCUGUGAUAAACCAGGACAUUCUGCUAAGCAUUGCUUCAAAAUUUGA
Molecule: messenger RNA, 684 nt
Organism: Theobroma cacao (cacao)
Lineage: Eukaryota; Viridiplantae; Streptophyta; Magnoliopsida; Malvales; Malvaceae
Source: RefSeq, a predicted model, not a curated record